GGGCCAAGGGUUUCUCAUCUCUCCAAAAACAAGGCUGGUUCAAAUCAGGGGCCCUGUUUAACUUGCCUUUUUGCUGUAGGCUCUCUCUUUAUUCACUCUAAGGAGUCUGCUGCCUUUAAACCUGAAUUCACAUCCCUGAAGCAGACUAUGAAAAGUCGAGUGCUAGAUGGCAAUCCAAAAUUUUGAAGAUGAAGAAAUUAGAUCUCCAUUUAUCAGCAGGGGGAUAAGCCCACUUCGAGAGAAAAUGGACUACAAAACGUUACCUUUGGCUGAAUGGAAUGAGUGUCAUGUCAGAGCCUGGCUAGAGUCCAUUGGAAUAAAAGAAGAAUAUGUGAAAAAGCUAUGGGAGGAGGAAGUAACGGGUCCAGUGCUUAGAAAAAUAGAUGAAUCUUUUCUCAAAAGCAUUGGUAUGAAAAAAGGCCAAAUCCACAUACUUAUAUGUGAAAGAAAUGAACUUUUGGAAUGUUUGAACAAAAAAGCAGGUAUAGGGCAAGCAGUUAAUCCCAGCUUUAAGACUCCAGAAUUCUUGAGCGACACUGGUAGAACAACUAAUGCUCAGGGAAAAAAAAUGAAAAUCAGGAAUUCUAACAUGCCUACAAUAGCUAAUGUACCAGCUGAAAAGACAGAGUGUGGCUUGAAGACCAUCCAAAUCACACAGCCUAAAAAUGUACCAAGUUCUCAAGUAACAUUUCACCAGCAUGCAGCUUCCGAAACAGACCUCUCUGGUCCACUAGAAGAGUCUAGCAGGGAAGACACAGAAAAAUCAGUGUCUACUCUUGGCAGGACAGAAAAUGGAAAAAGUCAUUCAAUGCAUAAAAAAAGAGUUGAACCUUUAACUCUGAGCAGAUUUCGACCAUUUGGCACUCAAAAUAUUAAUUUUAAGUAUGUGAAAAACACCGUCCUCUCUCCUGAAACAGGAGUCAUUGAUUUGAUCACCCCUUGCCAUGAAUAUAAAUCCUUUGCCAUUGCUGCAGAACUAGACAGACCACUGCUUGAAGCAAAGUUUGCCUUUGAAGUGAUUCGAUUUGGCUCAGCCUGCAUGAAUAUCCGAAGUAAUGGAACGAUACACUUUGGUGUCAUGGACAGGUUUGAAGGUGACAAGGAUUAUGAACAUGGGCAGAUAAUAGGUGUGCCAGUCAGACACAAAGACAUCUAUGUUGAUGCAUUGGAUAAAAACAUUGCAAAAUGUUUCAAUGCAUCUGACCAAGAAGUUGCAAGAAUAUGCAUUCGCCCUCCUGUUUUUAUUGAAGUGAUUGAGAAGGACACUCAAGACCAACGCUUUGUGGUGGAGGUUGACAUUGAACCAUCAUCCAGUACAGUGAAGGGGAAGAUUUUUCAAGUACGCUUACCUAGAUUUAAUGAAAACAGCAAUAAGACAAUAUGUGAAAAAAAUCCAGUUCUCUAUCAAAGACUUAAGGCCAAUUCUGAACCUGUAAAGAAUGAAGAACAGUUAGUGGAUUUUAUUCAGGGUUUAAAAGAGAGGGAUAUUAGAAGAGAAAUGGCUGAAUCCUCCAGUAAUGAAGACCUGAUAGAAACUUCACAAGAUUUAGGGCGUAAGUUAUUAGUCCUAUUAAAUGAUGGCAAGAACUAUAUAGAUGACUACCUGAGUUACAUCCUUGUCACAAACAGAUGUAGAAAGGAAGAUCUUAAGUCUGUCAACUUUUUAAUGCGCAUGAAUAUUUUCUGUGUGUUUGAUUUUGAUGAGGAUUCCAAUGUGUCAGGUUUACAUGCCAAGUACAAAGAGCAGCAUGCAACAAAUCUGCAUUUCUUGCAAAAUUAUGCCAAUGAAAGCAAGAUGAACACCACUGAAUUUAAAAAACAUUUGGGCCUAGAUGAUUACACCAGCUGGAUAUUUUGCAAUGGACGCAGUGACUUCCUUGGCGAUGAAAAACCUUGUGAUGAAAAUACUUGGAUUAGAACUAAAAGGAAGUAUCUUAAGAAAGUCAUUUCAUUUCUCUGUGAUGAAAUCCUUCCAAAGGGAUCUUUUGUGGUACUUUUCCUACUAUCAUCACCUGUGGAGAAGCCAAUCGUAGACACCUUCCAGGAAUUCUAUACAGAAAUGAAUGGUAUGGAUUAUAUCAUAUGCAUUGCAGAGUCCAAAGAAAAUUAUGAGAAGUGGGCUAACCUAGCUCAGGCAUCUUGUAGCAUUGAGACACUAGAACAGAGGAGCAUUGUGGGCAUGAAGCUAAGUCACGUAGAUGCCACUAUUCAAAACGUGCUGCCAUCUACAAUAUGUCCCAGACGUUUACCAGUUUCCACAAGAGGUCUGUGUGUGCUUCCAACACUGGAAGAAGAGAAAAUGUUUUCCCUUGAAAUAUUGUGUACAAAUCAAUGUGAUGAUAUCAAACUGGAUCUUCUGAGCACAAAAGAAAUACAAGAGAUAGAACGAACAUUUUACCAAGGUAGAAAAGUCAGCUGGAAAAAUUUCUGGCUUGCUGAUAAAGGGAGCUGUGGAGAAGUCAUUGAACGUGAUGCCUGCAGAGAUGUUCAUAAAAUCUUAGAUGGCAUUUUGCACGAGAACAGAAUCAGGUGGUCUGUGGCUAAACUAAAAAUAUUUCAUCAACCUGGAAGUGGAGGAAGCACCAUUGCAAGGCAAGUACUAUGGAAAAGAAGAAAGGAUUUAAGAUGUGCUGUGGUCAGAUCUUCAUAUCCAGUUGCAACUGUCUCCCAACAUGCAGUUAAUUUUAGAGAAUAUGAUGAAAAUGACAUGAAGAAUUCUCUCCCAGUCCUCCUCCUUGUUGAAGACUACGAUGAAGAUUAUCUAGAUGAAUUAAAGAAUGAUUUAAUGGAUGCAAUGGCAGUUAGAAGAAGUCAUUUUUCCAAGCCUUGUUUCAUCCUCAUGUGCUGUAAACGAUCUAAUGUCCCUGAAAAGCUUUGCAAAGCUUCUCCCCUCGAUACAGUUGCCGUCACUCACAAACUGUCGGACCAAGAGAAACACCUGUUUAAAACCAAAAUUGAAAAGCUUGAAGAGCAGAAAGACUUCAAGCCUGAAUUUAUAAUUACGUUUGUCCUGAUGAGCAAGGAGUUUAAGGAAACUUAUGUCACAGAGUUUGUAGAGCACUGGAAGGAAGGCAUAGACCUUUCCUCCCCUGUUACUAGUUUGAUGAAGUACGUUGCUUUGCUCAAUUCCUAUGUACAUGGUUCAUACAUUUCAUUAUCACAUUGUGAAACUUUUCUAGGGCUUGGGGCAUAUACAGAAAAGAGAGAGUAUGAUUUCAAGAACAACUUAAGUGAACAGGCAAGACUUAUUUUCAUUGAAUUAAGAGCAAAUACCACCUAUAUUUCAUGUGUUCAAAUAAUACAUCACCUGGUUGCUAAGGAAAUUCUGCAUCAACUCUCAGGAAGUCAGCCUCAAAGUCAAAUUGCAAUGAAUCUUCUCCAGGAAAAAAUGCUUUUUCAGCACAGAUUUGGACGGGAAGAGUUCAUAAAAUUCAUCAGAGAUCUGUUCAUACGACGUGACAAGAAGAGCAGGGGAGACAAUACUGACAGCCUCUUCUCUCCAUUCAUUGAGCAUGUUUGUAAGGUUGAAGACUGUGAAAAAGCUAUAGAGGUUUUAAAAACUGCAUACGAAUGCCUGGGAAAGGAUGCCUACUUUGCGCAGCAGCUUGCUCGACUGCAUUAUAAUCAUGAAAAAUUUGAGGAUGCAGAAUAUUGGGCACGGGUAGCCAAAUCUCAUUUGCCAAAUGAUUCUUUUAUUUUGGAUACAGAAGGUCAAGUGUACAGGAAAUGGUUUAGUUCUACUGUGGACAAAGAGACAGAUGGGGCCAUACCUGAUGGAGUCAUUGAGAUGAUAGAAAUUGCCCUUAAAGCUAUGAAAUGCUUCAGGGCUGCACAACAGGCUGCAAAGUCAGAGAUCGACAGCAUGAACAACGCUGGAUAUUUUGGAGAGGUUGAAGUGGGAUGUCGUCUACUAAAAUUCCUGUCUACACUUGAGGUAUUUCCCAGAAACACACAAGGGGAACAUUCUGAGCUUGUGCGUUAUUUGCUAACAGACUACAUUCCUGAGGAAAUUAAAAAACCCUGGGGAAAGCUUCACAGUCGUUUAAAAGGCUUACGCCAGAAUAUUUAUAAUGCUCUGGAAUGGAUUUCAGAAGAUCUAAGUUACUUCCAAACAGAUAAAAACCAGAACAAAGAAAAUGAGGCAGAGGAAGAACAAGUUUACAAUCCCAGAAAGUGGUUGAAAAGACAGUCUGAGGUGUAUGCUAAGUUCUUUACCACAGAGUAUCCUAUGGGAGAAAACCAAGCAGGACCUGAAAUCCAACUCGUCAGACGUAUGAACAUUUAUAAGUAUGGUGGUGGCAGUGUCACUAUCAUUCUUUCAUUGUUUUCAGAUUCAAAGGAUGAGAGGUCAGUUAAGAAGCUAGAAAAAAUAAUUAGCUUAUAUGCAGAAGACCCACAGAAAGGAAGCUUGGAGGAUAUUGAUCUCAUCAAUUAUAUUUUGUGUCACAUCACACUAGCAUGUUUAUCUCCUGGAUCUUCCAAACUUCUUCCUUUUCAAACACUUAGAGAACUCAGCAAUAGAUUCUUUAAACAGAGAAGAACAGCAUUUCCAGCAAGUGCCCAUUUUUUGCUCACCUUACUAUACUGGCCAGAUGAUGCAUUAGACAGAGAAUCUAAUCCAGAUAAAAAUGAUAUUCUCAUAGCCGCUCUUCAGUCCAUGAAGCGCUUGUAUGACAUCAAGAUGAAAAACGUUGCUCCAAGAAAAAAGAGAAUCUACACACAUUUUUUCCUGGGAAAAGGCAAUGGUCUACGAAAGUUUGUACACAAGACUAGGAUUGAUAAAUUAAUUGAUGGCUCCCUAAAUGAACGACGAAUGAAGUGGCUACAUGGAGAUGUAUGGAAAAUAGGCAAAGUUCAUAGCGUCUUAAAGAGAGUGAAUGGCUGGACAGAAAAGGGGAAAGUAUGUGCACGGGGUCAUGUUGGGCAGAUUCAUAUUUUGCCUUUACAUUUUGAUUCAGUGCCUCCAGGAAAUGAAAAUGUGACAUUUUAUUUAGGAUUUUCAUUUAGUGGGCUUGUUGCCUAUGACAUUCAGGUGAAAAGAUAAAACAAUCUGCUCCAAAAAAUAAGGUAUUUAGUGCAUUAAGAACAUACAGAAGAAAGAAGUCUACUGUCCAAAAUGAGAACUAAACCUUUCUCUUAGAGCAAGUACAACCAAAACUCUGACAGCGUCAUUAGUAUCAACUGCCAUAUGCAAUUUUCAAGUCAUUGUUUUGUAUCUGAAUACUUUGUUUCAAUGUAGCUGUCAUCAUUCAAUUCCCCCUUAGGAAAUUUUUAAGUUAUUGUCUCUUGGAAAGGACAAAGAAAACUGGAUAUUCAACAUAGAGAGGCUUUAUUUGUAUAAAACUGAAAUAUGUAAGUUUUCAUAUCAAUAACACAAACUUAGAAACGAAAUAUGACCCAGCACUUAUAAGAAGAAGAGUAGUAAUGGAGCUUCUCGAAGAUCUUGAAUGCUAGGAAACCCUUUAAAAUCUGUAAUCAUGGUGACUGAACUAUUUUUGGUCAUAGACUCAUAGAAGAUUAGGGUUGGAAGAGACCUCAGGAUGUCAGCUAGUCCAACCCCCUGCUCAAAGCAAGACCAAUACCAACUAAAUCAUCCCAGUCAAGGCUUUGUCAAGCCGGGCCUUAAAAGCCUCUAAGGAUGGCGAUUCCACCACCUCCCUAGGUAACCCAUUCCAGUGCUCCACAACCCUCCUAGUGAAAUAGUUUUUCCUAAUAUCCAACCUAGACCUCUCCCACUGCAACUUGUUCUGUCAUCUGCCAUCACUGAGAACAGCCUAUCCCCCCUUCAGGUAGUUGAAGGCUGCUAUCAAAUCCCCCCCUCACUCUUCUCUUCUGCAGACUAAACAAGCCCAGUUCCCUCAGCCUCCUCAUAUGCCCCAUCCCCCUUUGCUUUUAAAAUUAGUUUGCUUCAUCAGUUGAGAGAGCAGCAGAUUAUUAUUGCAGUUCCUUGCUUUCAACUAUGUGUAGGCAGCUGGCUGGAAUAAAUGGAACCUAUUAAUAUGCUUUUUAGAUUGCCUUACAUCUGUAUUAGUUCCUUUCACCCACUAGUAAAAUAAUGCUGUUAUAUUUAAGAGUUUAACAGCAGCAAUGUUCAACAACAGAUAAAAGAGAAAGUAAAGAAGAAUCCUGUAUCUGAUAUUAACAUCUAGUGGAAUUUCAGGAGGCGGACUGAAUGGAACUGGAAUUUAAGUAGGUCUAACAACUCUGUUGUAACCCCCUCUAACUCCCAUGCAGAAUAUACUGGGAACUGUAAUGGUCAUGUAUAGUCAAGUUUUGUUGUUGGGUUUUUUUGUGGUGUUUGAAAGCCCAAAAGAAAGUAAUUGUUUAUCAAUAUGGAGUCAAAUUCACCACUAGACUGAAUGUGUACCAACUUAAGUGACAUCAAUACUAGUCUUUACUGCAGUAUAUGGACAGCAGAUUCCACAGUAGUUAAUACAGGUAAUUUAUUUUCCUUUUUUGACUUAGUAAAUGAAUUAUUGGCAGAUACUAUCUUGGCUGUAAUUAAUUGCAAUCUAUAAUUUGGUUUUGAUCUUUUCAGUGAAAGUAAGAGGGAAGAUUGUAUUUUAAGGUGACCCAUAUCAAAUACUUAUGUAUAUUUAUGUAUAUUACUAUAUAUAGAUAGUAUCAUGCCAUUUAUAGUAUAAGGAAAAAGCUAGCGGUAUGGUGAUCAUAUACAGAUUAAUGGUGUAUGUCUUUUUUAAUCUGUAUUUAUAAGUAUUUUAACAUUUUAUAAUUUUGGAUUUAGUUUUAAGUUUUAUUGUGAUACUUACUGGUUUUUGCACAUUGGUCCACAGCUAAGUCAUGGAAUCAUAAAAAUGUAGAGCUGGAAGGGACCUUGAGAGGUCAUCUACUCCAGCCACCCAUGCUGAGGAAGGACCAAGUAAACCUAGACCAUCCCUGGCAGGUGUUUGUCCAACUUGUUCUUAAAAACCUCCAAUAAUGGAGAUUCCACAGUCUCCCUUGGAAGCCUAUUCCAGAGCUUAACUACCCUUAUAGUUGGAAACGUUUUCUUACUAUCUAACCUAAAUUUCCAUUGCUGCAGAUUAAGCCCGUUGCUUCUUGUUCUACCUCAAUUGGACAUGGAGAACAAUUGAUAGCUAUUAAUAAACUCUCUCUACCAUACCAGUUAUGUAUAUUACUAUAGUACCAUAACAAUUUAGCAUACUUCAUCCGUUGUAUAGUACCAGGCACACUAGCUGUGAAAGUUAUCUGUAUUAAAUAACCAAAUUCAAUAAAGCAACAAAACAUCUGUUGAUCCUGGAGAGGAAAAAUAUAGUAUUUGAAGAUUUUUUUUAAAAAAAGAGAAGCAUCAUUACAAUUUUACGAAGUUUGUCUGUGAUAAAAAAAACUCAAGAAGUUCUAACACUGUGGAAGGCUAAAUUCUUUAAGAAACUGUACUGCUUAUUGUUACAUCCUCCUGUUACUUAGUUUUAGGAUUUACAUGUAUACUGAUUUCCUAAUGUAAUUUGUUUGAACAUAUAGCUUUUGUAUUUUAACUUAUUAAUUUUGAAAAGACAAACUCAGCACAAGUAUCUUAAUUGUACUGAUUCAUUGUCUGUUUUUAUUGCACUUACUACAAUACAGUGACUUCUAUAAAGAAUUCUUGAAGUUUG
Dermochelys coriacea (leatherback sea turtle) is the source of this 7613-nucleotide messenger RNA. RefSeq names its product sterile alpha motif domain-containing protein 9-like. Gene Ontology annotation, cellular component: cytoplasm. Bases 167 to 5044 code for a protein of 1625 amino acids. Lineage: Eukaryota; Metazoa; Chordata; Testudines; Dermochelyidae. Gene Ontology annotation, molecular function: protein binding. The transcript has 5 exons. The record is from RefSeq and is a predicted model, not a curated record.